AUAUGUUGAAAGAUAAUGCAGAGGUGGAAUUGUAACGUGGAAGACCGGAGGGGAUUGUUGCCGGGUUCUACACGACGGGUUCAGGCGUACAAAAAUUAUUAACGGCUUUUUUUCCGCUACAUCGAGUGGAAAACGAGAACUCUCUCUCUCACUCGCGCUUCCCUCGGUUCUUUAAAUUGACAUUCGUAUUGUACAACUGUCCCGGUAUCGAGAGCUUCCGAGCCCGUCCCUCAAGCUCUCGAUCCGAUCCAACCCAACUCAAUCACAACUGCAUGCAGUCCUCGUGGUAUUCUUCUUCUUCCAUCUAGUAUUCGAAAGAACAAAACUCUGCUAAUUGAUCAAGGAAGAAAAUGCAGAAAAUAGCGGCGCAACUGAGGCGGGGGAUAUCCCGGCAGCUCUCAACAGGGACGCUGGGGCGGACGCUGAGCAGGCAAUUCACGCGGCAGUCGUCGCUGGACCCAAGGAGGAACAAACAGAGAUUCAGCUUCGGGAGGCAGUCGUCUCUGGACCCGAUACACCGGAGCCCCGAACAAGACGACGCCGUCGAUCUCACGGUGCCGGAGAAUCUCGACGCCACGAUGCACCUCCUGUUCAUGGCGUGCAGAGGGGACGUCAAGGGAGUGGAGGAUCUCCUCAACGAGGGGAUCGACGUCAACAGCAUCGACUUGGAUGGGAGGACCGCGCUGCACAUCGCCGCGUGCGAAGGCAAUGUCGAGGUCGUCGAACUCUUGCUCAGCAGGAAGGCCAACCUCGAUGCUCGUGAUCGCUGGGGGAGCACGGCAGCUGCUGACGCCAAAUAUUACGGACACACUGAAGUUUACAAUAUUCUAAAGACCCGCGGAGCCAAAGUUCCGAAAACCAGGAAGACGCCAAUGGUUGUUGCAAAUCCUCGAGAAGUACCAGAGUACGAGCUUAAUCCACUGGAGCUCCAGAUUCGGAAGGGUUCUCAAAUCUCUAAGGGAUCAUAUCAAGUGGCUAAAUGGAACGGUACAAAGGUUUCCUUAAAGAUACUUGACAAGGACAGUUAUUCAGACCCUGAUAGCAUAAACGCUUUCAAACACGAGCUAACGUUGCUAGAAAAGGUCCGGCAUCCUAAUGUGCUUCAGUUUGUUGGAGCAGUUACCCAAAAUAUACCCAUGAUGAUUGUUUCAGAGUAUCAUCCAAAAGGUGACUUGGGAAAUUAUAUUCAAAAGAAAGGACGCCUGUCUCCAUCCAAAGCUCUAAAAUUUGCUCUUGAUAUUGCUAGGGGCAUGAAUUAUCUUCAUGAAUGUAAACCAGACCCAAUUAUCCACUGCGACUUAAAGCCAAAAAAUAUUUUUCUGGACAGUGGAGGUCAUUUGAAAGUGGCUGGAUUUGGUUUGACAAGAUUGUCUAAGCUUUCACCAGGCAAAGCAAAACUAGCACAGCCAGGGGCUGACCGUUCAAACUUAUAUAUGGCACCCGAGGUUUACAGAGAUGAGAUAUUUGACAGAAGUGUGGAUUCCUAUUCUUUUGGUCUCAUUUUAUAUGAGAUGAUUGAGGGUGCACAACCUUUCCAUCCCAAGUCUCCUGAGGAAGCUGCACAAAUUAUGUGUUUAGAAGGAAAGAGACCGCCAUUCAAGAUCAAAGCAAAAAGUUAUCCUCCAGAUCUAAAAGAGUUGGUUGACGAAUGUUGGGAUGAAGAAGCAGUUGUGAGGCCAACCUUUUCUGAAAUAAUUGUCCGGCUAGACAGAAUAGAAUCAACUUGUUCAAAACAAGGAUGGUGGAAAGACACUUUUAAGCUUCCUUGGAUUUAAGAGGAGGUCUCGGCAAAUCAUGAUAAUGAUAAUAACAAAGAGGAACGAGACAAGCACUCAGUUCCACUGGAAAAAGGAAAAGAGAGAGAUCAAGGGAUUUUCUUCGAAUCCAGGUUUUGGAGUUUCAUAUUGUGUAUAAUUAAUAUGGUGAAACAAUGCAGAGUGAACAAAGUAAAUGUAUAUCUCUGUCCUCUUUUGGAGCGGGCACAGUCCCUUUCCAUGUAUAAUGUGAGGAGAGGAAGAGCUUUGGUUUAGCAUAUCAACUUGUGGAUAAUUAACAUUAUAACAAGAGUUGGUCGAAGAAGAUUAAUACCCAGAUUUUAGGAA
This is a messenger RNA of Juglans microcarpa x Juglans regia, 2102 nucleotides long. Its product is annotated as integrin-linked protein kinase 1-like. Lineage: Eukaryota; Viridiplantae; Streptophyta; Magnoliopsida; Fagales; Juglandaceae. The transcript has 12 exons. Gene Ontology annotation, biological process: protein phosphorylation. The record is from RefSeq and is a predicted model, not a curated record. The coding region runs from base 351 to 1775 and encodes 474 amino acids. Gene Ontology annotation, molecular function: protein kinase activity; ATP binding; protein binding.